ACCAUCACACACCAAUAUCAGGUCUAUCAAUAUUCUUAAACUUGAAAAACGGUUCAUCGAGACUCCAAUCAGAGCACAUAUAUACGUCCUUGACCUGAGUGCCCAGGUGCUAUAGAGGGCGGAUUUAAAUUUCAGGAUAAGAGAAUAUAGAUGGAAAUUGUGUCAACAGGAAACGAGAAACCUUAGGAAGGGCUAUGACAUUUAACAUCAGCACUACAUGGGAUGGUCGGCCAAUAGACCAUGACCCAGUUAUAAUAUCGUUAGACCAUGACAGAUGUAACAAUGUGAUAAUGACCGUUGAUGCUCCUUUCUUCAAUGAUCCAGCCAACCCUGGUGGUACCCCUGGUCAGCCAUUUCCUGGGCUAUGGGAUUAUGAAGUUGCAGAGGCAUUUUUUCUCAAUGAUCAGAAUGAUUAUUUGGAAGUUGAACUGAGUCCGCAUGGACAACACCUGCUUUUGUUGCUGCAUGGAGCUAGGAAUAGUUUUAAACAACAACUUCCACUGAAUUACAAAGCUGCUAUUAAAAACAAUAGAUGGACUGGGGUAGCCACCAUACCCAGCAGCUAUUUCCCUCCAAAAGUCACUAAAUUUAAUGCUUAUGCAAUCCAUGGAUCAGGGACCAAUAGAACAUACGAAUCACUGUAUCCUGUUCCAACAGGGAAAUAUACAAAUCCUGACUUUCACAAAUUAGAUUAUUUUCAACCAAUCGACUUUAAAGGACUGCUAGCUAGAAACUGGAGCCCACAGUAUUCCUCAGAUGAAUGGAAACAGUACUACCCAAAUAUGACAUAUACUAUCAGUACUCUCUGGGAUGGUAAGUCAAUAGACCAUGACCCAGUCAUGAUAUCAUUAGAUCAGGACCAACACAAUAAUGUGAUUAUGUCCGUGGAUGCUCCUUUUUUUAAUGACCCAGCCAACCCUGGUGGUACCCCUGGUCAACCAUUUUCUGGACUUUGGGAUUAUGAAGUUGCAGAGGCAUUUUUUCUCAAUGAUCAGAAUGAUUACUUAGAAGUUGAGCUGAGUCCGCACGGACAACAUCUGCUUCUGUUGCUGCAUGGAGCCAGGAAUAGUUUUAAACAACAACUUCCACUAACUUACACAGCUGCUAUUAAAAACAAUAGAUGGACAGGGAAAGCCACCAUACCAGGCAAUUAUUUUCCACCAAAAGUCACUAAAUUUAAUGCUUAUGCUAUCCAUGGAUCAGGGACCAAUAGAACAUAUGAAUCACUGUAUCCUGUACCAACAGGGAAAUAUACAAAUCCUGACUUCCACAAAUUGGAUUAUUUUCAAACAAUCAACUUUAAAGUACUGCUACCAGGUAACUGGAGCCCACAGUAUACCUCGGAGGAAUGGAAGCCAUACUACCCAAUUGUUGGAUAAAUCGUGCAAUAUUAUCAUUUACAUGUUUUUUAUGCAUAUUUCCUAUACAUUAGGACAUUGUUUUAACUUCUAUUUUUUUCCAACUUGAUUUUCAAUCACUUUGAUAUAAUUUUUGACAAAGUAUUUUUAGAAGCACUGAAAAUGCAUUCAAUUAAAAAUGAUUUAAAUGCCUCACAUAUUUCCAGGGCCUGGGAUACUCUUAAUAAUUGCUUAUUGUUAUCAAAUUUUAUGUUGAUUUUCAGCAUAUGUUUUGCUGUUGAUUAUUUUUAUAUGUUAUUCAUAUUAUUAUUAUGAAAUAGAAUAAACCAUUAUUUAAAAACA
This is a messenger RNA of Mytilus trossulus (common blue mussel), 1700 nucleotides long. RefSeq lists its product as uncharacterized. The coding region runs from base 195 to 1379 and encodes 394 amino acids. The record is from RefSeq and is a predicted model, not a curated record. NCBI's taxonomy places the organism in Eukaryota, Metazoa, Mollusca, Bivalvia, Mytilida, Mytilidae. The transcript has 12 exons.